AGUAGUUUCAAAGAUGGCGGAUUUCCUGCCGUCCCGCUCUAUUUUAUCGCUCUGUUUCCCAAACUGUCUCCUCACGAGCGGAGAAGUGGAGCAGCUGCGGAAGUCCAAGGAGAUAGACAAAUGUCUGAGCAAGGACAAGACGUACGUCAAGCGGCUGGUGAAGAUCCUGCUGCUCGGAGCGGGCGAGAGCGGCAAGUCCACCUUCCUCAAGCAGAUGCGCAUUAUCCACGGGCAGGACUUCGACCAGAGAGCCAAGGAGGAGUUCAGGGCCACCAUAUUCAGUAACGUCAUCAAAGGUAUCAGAGUGUUGGUGGAUGCUAGAGAAAAGCUUCACAUCCCGUGGGGUAACCCAUCCAACCACCAUCACGGAGAAACCAUGAUGGCCUUUGACACCCGCUCAGCCAGGGCUCACGGCACGGUGGAGUCCAAAAUCUUUCAGCACUACCUUCCAUCCAUCGCCGCUCUGUGGGCAGACGAGGGCAUCCAGAACGCCUACGACCGACGCCGGGAGUUCCAGCUGGGGGAGUCGGUGAAGUAUUUCCUGGAUAAUCUGGACAGGCUCGGACAGUCGGACUACCUUCCCAGCCAGCAGGACAUCCUCCUGGCCAGGAAGCCCACCAAGGGGAUCCACGAGUACGACUUUGAGAUCAAGAACGUGCCCUUCAAGAUGGUGGACGUCGGCGGCCAGCGCUCAGAGAGGCGGCGCUGGUUCGAGUGCUUUGACUCUGUCACUUCCAUCCUCUUCCUCGUCUCAUCCUCUGAAUAUGACCAGGUGCUAAUGGAGGACCGGCAGACCAACCGGCUAAGCGAGUCCCUCAACAUCUUUGAGACCAUCGUGAACAACCGCGUCUUCAACAACGUCUCCAUCAUCCUCUUCCUCAACAAGACAGACCUGCUGGAGGAGAAGGUCAAGCAGGUCUCCAUCAAGGACUACUUCCCCGACUUCCUGGGCGAGCCCUCCAGCCUGCUGGACGUCCAGCACUUCCUGGUGGAGUGUUUUCAUAAAAAGCGCCGCGAGCAGCAGCAGAAGCCGCUCUACCACCACUUCACCACGGCCAUCAACACGGAGAACAUCCGGCUGGUGUUCCGGGACGUCAAGGACACCAUCCUGCACGACAACCUGAAGCAGCUGAUGCUCCAGUGAGGUGCCCCCCCCCAGAGGGCCUCUGAGCUGAAACUCUGUAUUAAAGCCACUACCGCCGCAGUGCCCCCCCCUCGCCUUCUUUCAGGCUGACUUUGCCCCUCAGUGGGCAAGAGCUCAGACUUCCUGUUACCACGUGACUGUAGCCACAGGGGCCCCCCCCACCUUCAGUGCUGGGUCCAGUAUCUCAUGGAGGAACUUUUUCUGCUUUAACUCUGCUUCAGUGCCUCUGGUGACGUAGAGGGGGGGGGGGGGGGGGAUGGACACCAUAGGAAUUCUUCUCUCACCUUUCUAAUCAUUUCCCUUAACUUAUAUUUUAUAGCGGUUUAUGACAGCCCAUAAAAGCUGUUGGGGGGCGGCUGGAGAUGCGUGCUGGUCCUUCCUGGGUGGGGCCACUCCGCCCUUCAGCAGCUCAGUGACUCUGUAGCGGACAAACCCCCGCCUGCAGCAGCAGAUCUGCAUCUGUUCCAUCCAUUCCAUGAUCCCGUAACAGAAUAAGUGUUUGACCUGACGGAUGAUGACAGUCUGCUGUUCUUGGUGCCUUCAGGAUGCAGACCCCCGCUGCCCCCGUGGCUCCGGCUGCUCACAUGUUGGGGUUUGGAGGGACAGACGGCGGUCCAGGGGGGGACAGAGGGUCCUGCUCUGCUGCCCCCAUGGCAAACAGAAAGGCUCUGCCCCCCCUUUAGGGUGUCAGCUGUCAGUCAGGGCUUCGUGCACCCUUCAUGCUUCCAUCCUGUACUUUCACACACGCGUGUUCCUUGCUCUGUUAUGGAAGCUGAAGCCGUGCACGUACGCAGCCGUGCACGUACGCCCGCAGCUGCAGCGCACGCUGCUCCAUGUUCCCGCACUUUAAAAGCGCACAGAUUUCACCGCUCGUGCAUGAAUAUGUCCACGUUUACUGUGAGGGCGGAGCUGCCAGCCCCCAUACCGUAGGGUGCAGCUGAGCUGGGGGGCAGAGUCUCCUCAGCUCUGCAUCAGGCUCACUCUAGUGUUGUGUGUCCUCAGACCUGAAGGGCUGCCUUAACCCCACGUGACCCCCCCACCAUGAUGUCAGAUGUCUCAGCUGAUGCUGAACAAGCUGCAGUCUGCAGAAAACGGUGCUGGGGGGGGACUGGGGGAGGAGACGGGCCGGACUUUUCUGUUCCCGGGUCCUUCCAGACCAGGAGCUCAGAGCGUUUUCACUCUGAAGGACGUGCAGACGUGGCGCCACGGCGUGCGUCCGUAUUCCAGUUUGCCUCUUUUCUAUAGAUUUCUUUUUUAACUUUGUUUUCCAAAAGUGUCCUUCCACGGAGGACUCUGUGAACGCCACGGUAACGCCACGGUAUUCCAACGGUCUCCACCAAAGGAUCUGCCAAAUGUUCCUGAUGACGGCGCCUCCUGUUUGUAAAAUGAUUUGAAACGAACAAAACACUUUCUUCACAACGUUUCAGUGUUCAGUUGAAGGAGCUUCAGUAUUCACGUUAACUUAUGCUGUCUGACCAUCUACUCCAAUAAACCUGAUGUAAAUAAACCUUUUUUAACGCCU
This is a messenger RNA of Oryzias latipes (Japanese medaka), 2666 nucleotides long. RefSeq names its product guanine nucleotide binding protein (G protein), alpha 13b (gene gna13b). Gene Ontology annotation, cellular component: cytoplasm; heterotrimeric G-protein complex; brush border membrane. Gene Ontology annotation, molecular function: G-protein beta/gamma-subunit complex binding; D5 dopamine receptor binding; GTPase activity. NCBI's taxonomy places the organism in Eukaryota, Metazoa, Chordata, Actinopteri, Beloniformes, Adrianichthyidae. Gene Ontology annotation, biological process: adenylate cyclase-activating G protein-coupled receptor signaling pathway; Rho protein signal transduction. The record is from RefSeq and is a predicted model, not a curated record.